Molecule: messenger RNA, 333 nt
Organism: Vanderwaltozyma polyspora DSM 70294
Lineage: Eukaryota; Fungi; Ascomycota; Saccharomycetes; Saccharomycetales; Saccharomycetaceae
Exons: 1
Coding region: 1-333 (110 amino acids)
Biological process (GO): transmembrane transport
Cellular component (GO): fungal-type vacuole membrane; fungal-type vacuole
Molecular function (GO): ABC-type peptide transporter activity
Source: RefSeq, a predicted model, not a curated record
AUGAUUUGUUUGGCAAGGGCCCUUUUAAGAUCGACAAAGAUUUUGUUAAUCGAUGAAGCCACUGCAUCAAUUGAUUAUGAGGCAGAUGCAAAGCUACAGGAGACUAUUCAAACAGAAUUCCAAGAUGUAACUAUAGUGGCAAUCGCACACAGAUUGCAAACCAUAAUUGAUUAUGAUAAGAUUCUAGUCCUUGACGCAGGUCAAGUAAUAGAAUAUGAUCAUCCGUAUACUCUUUUAAAAAAUGAGUCGGGACACUUUUAUGACAUUUGUAAAGAAAGUGGGAAUUUAAAUAGUUUGUUUGCCCAAGCAUAUGCCUCCUAUUCCCAGACGUAA